AGCUUUUUAUGCAUUCAAGUAAAGUAUUUUUAAAAACAUCUGCUACCUGCAUACCUGCAUCAGAUGCUUGGAGAGAAAACUCAGUUCAGAACCUUGACUAAGGAGGUGCAAGGUGAAUGGUUAAUUCAGAGUAUGUACUCUUUUCAAUCCACCCAUCUCUAGCCUGUUGGUUCUUUUGUGAAAGAGGCAAAGCAGACCUCUCUUUCUAAGUUGCCUGGUGUCUAACAUCAUGGUUGCCUCGGAGUCACAUGAUUGUACAAAAGUAUAUACUACCAGGGUCUGCUGGUUUAAUUAUUAGUCUCAUUCUCCAACUUGCUCUAGGCAGCCUUGACACCAGCCCUCGCCAUCUCAGUGGUCUUUGUGUCUGAACUUCUUUUAUUUAUUUUUUUGGGCUGCAUUGGGUCUUUGUUGCUGCACGUGGGCUUUCUCUAGUUGUGGCGAGUGGGGGCUACUCUUAUUGCAGUGCGCAGGCUUCUCAUUGCAGUGGCUUCCCUUGUUACGGAGCACGGGCUCUAGGUGCUCGGGCUUCAGUAGAUGUGGCACGUGGGCUCAGUAGUUGUGGCUCGCAGGCUCUAGAGCGCAGGCUCGGUAGUUGUGGUGCACGGGCUUAGCUGCUCCACGGCAUGUGGGAUCUUCCUGGACCAGGGCUCGAACCCGUGUCCCCUGCAUUGGCAGGCGGAUUCUUAAUCACUGCUCCACCAGGGAAGCCCUGUGUCUGAACUUCUUGAGUCUUUGACUCCCAUCUUCCUCUGAUGGGAGUACAAGCGAUGACAUUUUGUUUUUCUCCCUACUUGGGGUUUCAAAUGGGAAGAUCUUGGGUACUUCCCCCGCACUUGCAAAAGGAUACAACAGAAGAGGUUCGGAAGCUUGUUUUCCAGACUCUGAUACUGUCUGCCAGAGAAAAUCAGCUCUCCCUGGAAGAACAAGCAUUACUUCAGGAGAGGAUGGAGGCUGACCUGUCUGGCUUUAAUAUCGAUGCCCCCCGUUGGGACCAGUGCACUUUCCUAGGGCGGGUGAAGCAUUUCUUCAAUGUCACAGACCCCCGCACCGUCCUGGUACCAGAGUGGGAGCUGGACUGGGCCAAAGUGAUGGUGGAGAAGAGCAGGAUGGGGACUGUGCCCCCAGGCACGCGAGUGGAGCAGCUGCUCUACGCCAAGAAGCUGUACGACUCGGCCUUCCACCCUGACACCGGGGACAAGAUGAACGUCAUUGGGCGGAUGUCCUUCCAGGUCCCCGGGGGCAUGAUCAUCACGGGCUUCAUGCUCCAGUUCUACAGGACGAUACCGGCAGUGAUCUUCUGGCAGUGGGUGAACCAGUCCUUCAAUGCCUUAGUCAACUACACCAACAGGAAUGCAGCUUCCCCCACGUCGGUCAGGCAGAUGGCCGUUUCCUACGUCACUGCCACAACCGCUGCGGUGGCCACUGCUGUGGGCAUGAACACGUUGACAAAGAGAGCCCCGCCCCUGGUGGGCCGCUGGGUGCCCUUUGCCGCUGUGGCUGCGGCUAACUGUGUCAACAUCCCAAUGAUGCGACAGCAGGAACUCAUCCAGGGCAUCUGCGUGAAGGACAGGAACCACAAUGAGAUUGGUCAUUCCCGGAGAGCUGCGGCCAUAGGCAUCACCCAAGUGGUUAUUUCUCGGAUCACCAUGGCAGCCCCUGGCAUGAUCCUGCUGCCGGUCGUCAUGGAAAGGCUGGAGAAACUGCGCUGCAUGAAGAGAAUCCGGGUGCUGCAUGCCCCAUUGCAGGUUCUGCUGUCUGGGUGUUUCCUCAUCUUCAUGGUGCCAGUGGCAUGUGGGCUGUUCCCGCAGAAAUGUGAAUUGCCAGUUUCCUAUCUGGAACCAGAGCUCCAAGACACUAUCAAGGCCAAGUAUGGAGAACCUGUGCCUUAUGUCUACUUCAAUAAGGGUCUCUAAAUGCCCCACCCCAGCAAGGACCAGUCCAUACCCAUAUUUACCAGCUCCUCCUUAGCCACUGUGGAUUCCCGUGCCUCAUUCCUCUUUGCCAACAGGGCCUGUAGGCCAGGGUGGAUUUGGGGGGACGAGGGUGGGGGUGGGAGGAUGCCUCAUGCUUCUACCCAGGCACCUGGGUUUAUUGGACUCCAGGGGAUAAACGUGAAUAAGGGGAGAGAGGCCAAGUCUUCUAUCUGCUCUCCCUUAACCCCUGUCCCCUGGAGACCAGGAGCUGAGACCCCCUCAGGGAGAAGGUGCUGAGCCCUGGGGGUGACACUCAAGCAAACCGUUUGCAAAAGUUAGGAAACCUUUAGGAUUCUGGUUCCAGCCAGGAUUGAGGAAGGGCCCCUCUUCUCUUCCUCCUCAUCGGCUCUCAGGCAAGGGAACCUUUCACCUGUGUAGUUCUGGCUCCUUUGGGAAGCGGGAGGGAAGAGGCCGGGUCACCUUGGGGCUCCUCUUUGCUCUUCCCCACUCUCCUCCCCAGGGCCCCCUGGUCAGAAAGGUUCUCUGGGAGUCUUGCUAAACUUGGGUUUAUCAGGCACCCAGGAGUUUUAGUGCAAAAAAAAAAAAAAGGACAUUGUGUGAGGCAGCAGAGUUUUAUGGUGCUUCAAGCCCUACCUGUUGACACUGGCUUUGUUCUCCUGCCCCUAAAAUCAUAUCCGAUUCUAUUUCUCUGGGUCUAAAAGAUAAAUCCACUGACCGAGUAAAAAGGAUGUAGGUAGGCACUAACUGCACAUGUUAGUGGGUAUAAUUUCCUGGCUACCUCCCUUCCUCAGCCCGUUGGGUUAAACACCAAAGAAAGACUGGUGUGUACUGAAUAGGAAAGGGAAGUUUUAUUUGGAUGCCUCUGAGAGGAAAUCAACCAGGACCAAAGAGCCUUAAAGGACACACAGCAAAGCACAGCCGCUCGCCCUUCCCAGCCUGGCUGCUCUAGGUGAUUUCUCAGGCCCUUGGGGGAGAGGGGGCUGUUGUGGCUGACCUGGGCCCAUGUCUGUAUGAGUUUUGUGUAGUAGAAUUUACUGAUCGAUCAAAGGAUAUCACUGUGAAUCGAAUGCAUUUCAUGAAAGAACACAGCGAACUGUCUGCACACUGAGUUAAUAAAGCCUGGAUG
This is a messenger RNA of Lagenorhynchus albirostris (white-beaked dolphin), 3060 nucleotides long. It is a transcript of the gene SFXN2, whose product is annotated as sideroflexin 2. Gene Ontology annotation, molecular function: monoatomic ion transmembrane transporter activity. The transcript is spliced from 12 exons. Lineage: Eukaryota; Metazoa; Chordata; Mammalia; Artiodactyla; Delphinidae. The record is from RefSeq and is a predicted model, not a curated record. Gene Ontology annotation, cellular component: mitochondrial inner membrane. The coding region runs from base 753 to 1913 and encodes 386 amino acids. Gene Ontology annotation, biological process: serine import into mitochondrion; monoatomic ion transport.